ACGGGGGGCGCGUAGUGACACUCUUUCUCUCGCGGUACCGUUCGCGAGGACAGUGAUCUCACAAACUUCCCAAGGAUGAGACGGCUCUAGCUGCCAGAAGCAAGGAAGCGGGUGAUCGUUUGUGCUGCCGUGUUAGUUUUACCAAAAUUGCCAAUUAAACCGGGCGGGUGCGCGUGUGAUUCUUUCCGAUGAUCUGUACAUAUUGUAUGCAAAAAAGCACAUAAAACAGGAGAGGUAAUCGUUUGAUUUAAAAGCAAGAACAGAAGUCUCCCUGUGCAGUGUGUCUCAAUCUCUUUCCCAGCUACCCUUCCCCGAGCCGAUCGGUAUGUUCUGUUGCGCGUGUUUAUUAAUAAAUACGAUUGCAAUACGAUCAUCGGUGUGGGCCGUCCCGCACAAAUGAUAUUUGCCAGAUUGGCUAGGAGUGUUUGAAAAGGGUUUUUUUCCGCCUUGAUUUUUGUUGAUGCAUCUGUCUGCCGAUCAUCGGUUUGCCGGUGUCCCCGAAUGACAGACAAUAAAUAUGCAUCGGUUUUGCCUGCGACAGCCAUUCGCCGACGACGGAAUUGUAUCUCCCCGGUGCAGCGUUUGAAGUUCAGCUUGCCGCAAAUGUGAGUUGCGUGACAAUUGGCAUCGUGUAUCGGGCCAGGGAAAAACGAACACAAAAAAAGAAGCAACGGAUAAAGUAGCAGGCUGCCCUAUUGGUGGACUACUUACGGUGGGAUAGAGUUUACGCCUGUGGGGGUAAAGUACAGCCCAGCAAAAAAAGGCGAAUCCGUAUGCUGUACAGUAGUGCGAGUGCAGCACCAACAACAAAAAAAGCGCAGGAUACAGAGUGAAUAAAAACGAGUGCGAGCGAGCGAAAGAGUGUGUGCGUGAUUAAAGAAGAAAAAAAAACACAGCAAGAGAGUGAUUAAAAGCGAGCAAAACGCGGUACAUCGUGGGAAAACGAAGAAAAGCAUCCCCAACGCACACACCAAUAAAAAAAGGUUUGAAAAAAAAGCCACCCCUAAAUGAGGGAGAGCGAAAGUGGAGUCUUGCAGUGAGAGAGAGCGAGAGAGCGAGAAAGUGAGUGAGAGAGUGAGUGCGCGCUUAGCGAGAGCUGCUUGCGGAGAGCGUGAUUGCUCUUGCUCUUGAGGUCGAGCUUCGAUUGCUGAGUUGGAAUCGAUUCUCGAGCCCAUCGAAGUAGCAGCAGCAGGAGCAGCAGCAGUAGCAGCAGUGUGGCUACAGUGUAGUACGCAGAUUCAUUUGCUUAUCAGUGAAGAAAAAUAGUACACAGUGCGGUCGUGUAAAUCAAGCACAAUCUGGAUGUUGUGAGUGAAUAAGUGAGCGGAAAAUAUUUGGAAAAUCAACAAGGAAAGGAUACUGCUGUGGUUUUAUGGUACAGUGAAGCCUUGACCUGGUACAAACGCAUUGUCCGCAAGAUCCGAGCUCUUCCAUUUUCCCACGCCAUCGUCACCAGUCAACUCCCGUUUGUCAAGGAUUUGUGGAUUAGUUUCCGGAUGGUGUCCGUUUUUUGCAUUGCACUCUCUGUUACGGUGUAAAAGUAUCGCAAUACUUCUGACAGUUAAAUCCAACGUUCUUCCAUUACGGUGCGGUGCGUGAAUGAUUGCACAACACUAACGUUGCUGUACUAAAAGCAAAAGCCCCACACCUGCGUACCCGGUGGUGCGAUCAAUGUGUGAGCUCGGAUAGAGUGUGUGCCACCAAUAGAUGAGCGGCUGCCCUCGAACGCCCGAAGUCGAACCACGCCAACGAGGACGAUAACGCCGCCGAACAAACGACGACGGUUCGGAGCUGGUACGCAUUCGCCCCCUUCGCCGACGCCACGUCAUGACCGGAGCUGAGGUAACCGUCCUCCCGGAUCCGGUGACGCAGUGAUGCGGCGAGGGUGCAAUGCUUAUCUCGCCCGUCUCUGUUUCAGGAGUUACGAUGCAUGGGCUGAGUCACCUGCAAACCGGCUCAACCCUGGAGGCGCUCACGCAGGCCACGAUCAUCCUCAUCCUAGCGGUCGCCAUCGUCAUCUCGAACCUCAUCGUAGUAGCUACAUAUCUUAACUUUAAGGGACCUCAUGAGGUUAUAAACUAUUACCUGCUAUCGCUAGCGGUCGCCGACCUGCUGUGCGGUCUGUUCAUCGUUUCGCUCUCGGUGUAUCCGGCCUUCAGCGGAGAAUGGAUAUACGGCGACGUGGUGUGCCGGAUGGUCGGCUACCUGGAGGUGACGCUCUGGUCGAUCUCGGUCUACACCUUCAUGUGGAUCUCGGUCGAUCGCUAUCUGGCGGUGCGGAAGCCACUGCGCUACGAAACGAUCCAAACCAAGACGAGGAAUGGAAGAUGCCAAUGCUGGAUGGCGUUCACGUGGAUCUCGGCAGCCAUGCUUUGCUGUCCACCGCUGCUCGGCUACAACGAGGCCAACUACAGUAAAACCACCAACAUCUGUAUGCUCGAGUGGGGCAACAUGGCGGCUUAUAGCGCAACGCUGGCAAUCCUAGUCCUGGGGCCGAGUGUCAUCUCGAUCGUCUACAACUACGGCUACAUCUUCACGAUGAUGCGCAAAGUGCGAUCGGGUGCACCGAUCCACGAUAAGGAGUACGCCACGGCGCUCGCCGAGAACCUAGCGAACCCCAGUCACUGCAUGUCGUUCGCAUUGGUGUUUUCCUUCUGGAUCUCGUGGGCACCGUACAUUGGGUUGCGCAUCUACGAGCUGGUGUCCGGGGAGACGAUCGACAAUCCGCUGCUGCACUUCGGCGCCGUCUGGAUCGGCAUCCUCAACUCGUUCUGGAAGAUCAUCAUCAUGACGAGCAUGUCGCAGCAGUUCCGGCUGCUGGUGCGGCUCCUCUUCCUCACGAUCUGCUGCAAGACGAAGGGCCGGCUGCAGGCGGAGCUGAUCGGGCUGGAUCCGGACGACUAAGGCGGGAUGGACUGCACAGACGGAUGGAUGGACUUCACAAACACGCGCACUGCUCUGGUCAGCCGGUGAGCACGAUUCCGGAGAGUUGAAUCGAACGAUCGUACAAUCAACUUUACUUACACACACACAUACACACACAGAUAUACACAAACACUUUGUGCUAUUAAACUGUACCGACCCGAUCCCGGGACAGUCCCAGAGGAGUAGGGUUAAUAAGGGAGUUAGGGUAGUUGGCAGCGAACUCAAAAGAGAAAAGAAAAAAAAACCACGCGCUUUUUAUUCGGCAGGGUUAGAGCAAGGUAGUUCCCGUCGUACAAUUACCACUCAAGCGAAACCAUCGACAGCAAACUGCACUACUACUACUACUACUACUAAUACUGCUAUUGCUACUAUCGACUACUACUUCUACUACUAAGAAGAGCGCUGACUUAGGCCGCCGUUAGACAGCGAUGGCAAACAUUGUAUCUUAUUCUCCCUUAUAUACCGCCCGCGCCAUAUAGCCGUACUCCUCUUAUACACCGUAUAAACGUGCGUGUUUACAGGUUAUCCCGUUUUACUUCAAUCGGUAGGCCGUAGGAAGCGCUGCUAUAAAGCUGCAUUAACUUCUAGCUGCUAAGAAGGCGGGUAGAUCAGACAGCUAGUAGCCUAGUAUACUAUGCACCUGCUACUGCUGCGGCACCCACUUUGUCGCGUGCCUGUCUCUCGGGUAGUCUCUCGGCGCGGUAGACUCAAUUACAUUGCUACAAAACUGUGGGCUGUGUAUGUGUGUUUGUGGGAGAAAGGCGCAGAAUGAUUGAAGAAGAAAAACCUAUUCCCCCCAUUAGAACCUUUUGAACAAUCAAUCUUUGUCACGAAUAGAUCUUUCAAUGUUUGUGUGCUGUUUGUUUGUGGGCGACGUUGCGCUCUAAGCUAGUACUGUGCAGACCGUUCGUGUGGAGAGGCAUGAAAGAAUGCAACAAACUAACCUUUUGAGUGAGACAGCAAGACGAGCUGCUGCGAUGUUUCUUUCUCCACGUGCGUUGCGUUCCAGCAGUACGAUGGAUAGAGCGAGAGAGAGAGAGAGGACUUCAGCAUAUGAAGGUUCCGGUACUUAAGCAAACACACUAUUUCAGGGCUCACCAAUAACCGAUACAUACUGUGGAUCGAAUUCAUACGCUAUCGGAAUCAAUAUACAAGGGAGAGAAGGCGAACAAGAAGAAGAAGAAAAAACACACCGAAACUGCAUCAGUAAAGUAGCGCAAAGCGACUACCGUUAGAUGAUAAAUAUUUGCAAACCAUGCCAAAAAGCUAAGAUGGAAGAUGGUAUAAAUUACCAAACAAACUAGCGAUACAGCAGACGUGACAGAAGAACAGGGUUAGGAAGUAACGCAUCAGGCCGCUACCACUAGCAAGCAAGCAAGCAGCGCUUACUACUGCACACGCUUGCAAACAAAAAGAGAGCCAAAAAGCCGUACAUAGACAGCCGCAAGCCGGAAAACAAAGCGUGUAGAGAUUGUAGGUACGCAAGCCUGUCAACAGUUUCACGUGCAUGGUUAUAUUUUCUAGAUUUUUAAACGAGUGAGACUAAACCAAUGUAAAAGUAAAAGUAAACGAAACAAAACACACUAUUUGCACGCAUCGCAAAGGAAUGCUUGCAAUUGCAACACACACACACAGGUAAGUGGAAAUAUAGAGAGAAAGAGAGAAACGAAACAUAUAAACCAACAUAACAAAAAAGGGAAGAAAGACGUUAGCAAACAAACAAACAAAAAACAGUAAGUGUGCAUGUUUAAUCUUUAAUAAAUGAAAACAAAAUAUUAUAGUAGUAGACUGCGAAGGGCGAAAGAGAAACUUGUUAAACGAAAUGCAAAACAAAACAGUAGCCAACUGAACCAGCUAAUCGCGUAGGAUCGGAUUGUUUGCUCCGAAUCGCAUGCUGGAGCAGUGUAUGAAACUAAAUGAGCGAUCUCAUCGUUAGAGCAGAUCAGUUUUGUUUCUACAGCUCAUCCCACAUUUUUCGGAGGCAGGGCGUUGUGAGCCCUCUUCUCCUCUCCACAUCGAAGCAAUAAUACCCCACCAUUAAGCGGCCCCUCACAAUUCCUUUCCUCUCCCACCCGUCUCCGUGCUAAUUGUUAUUCGUUAGUAGACCGGCUGCUUUGUUUUUGGGGGGAGGGACUGCGAAAUGAUCUAUUGCCAGGUUAUGCCAGCCUCCAGGCAAUGGGAAUCGUUGCAAUAGUCGAACCAGUUUUGUUAGCCACUACUUAUGUACAUAGGGAAAUACUUUCGCUCUCUGUUUAUUAGUAACGUUUGGGUUAGACACCGCAGAACUUUACCGUUAAGUUUGAAUAGUGUGCAAAGAGAAGUGCGUUUUAAUAUUAACUUUUGAUUACGGUGACUCUCUUUUGUUCUGAUUAUUAUUGCGAAUGCCUAAUUUUUUAUUCAAAUCUAACUUAAACAGUCGCGGAACAACAACGAACCUUUUCGGUCCCGGGUCAUACUACUAGAAAAGCUCUCGGUUUUUUUUUCCUCCCAAAAAAUAGAUACAACCUUUGUGAAAAAUCAAUACAGAGGCAUGAUGAACUAGACACCACAGAAGUCGGUAAAAGAAUAGGCUAAUAAUUAUUUAAUCGUAAGUUCGUUAACAUUUCGUACAAAUGUUUGUUCGAUGCUCUUAGUAGUCGUUACCAGAAAAAGAAAAAAAAAAACAAAAAACCCAGAGAAGCGAAACGAGUACAUAAGUGAAAAAAAGAACACCAGAAUCACGAAUCGACGCAAACACACAGGUAAAAGCAAGCUGGAAUAAAAGAUAAAUAAAACAAAGUUAAUAAGUUAAAACGCAUGCUAAUAGGGACAGGGAAAAUGAAGCAGCCCAUUAAGCCGUACUGCAAUAAGUAAUGAUGCACAGAAGUAAACGUAAGCAAGUAAACGAGUUUAGUAUGGUACGGUAGCGUAAACAGAAAGGACGGUCUCGAUCGGUGGUUUAACGUCGCGGGUACGAACACGGGCACGGGAACUAAUCUUAAGAAUGCAGGAAAAGUAAUAGUAAUGACACUGAAGAAGAAGAAGAAAAAGAAAAACAGGGACAUUUCCUUAGCAAAUGGUUCAAGCAUUCCUUUAACAUUUGUUUGUAAGAAGCAGCCGCAGCAGCAGCAGCAGUUAGAGAAAGAUGGGCGCAAAGGAGUGUGAGUUUUGGCACAAUACCUGGAGCUGGAUCCUCCUUGCGUGUGAUCGACCGCGAACAGCACUGGUGCACUGGAUCCAAUAAUGUCCUUCCAUGCGAUCACUAGCCAGUUCUACUAAUAAUGUUACGUUUAAAACCACAGCUACUAUUACUAUUACUACUACUACUACAGCUACAUCUACACCUGUCUUAGCCCAACUUUGAAUUGUGCACAGAAAGGUGCCGAAGUAAUGUAUCAGUCCGACACACAGUCACACACACUAGUGCCCUUUUCCGCUCGGCCCACCAAUUAAUUCGGGAGCAAGCAAUACCAAAAAGCUUCCCUCCCUAGCCAGUCCCCGCGCCCCAUUAACCAGUCUGUACUAUCAUGGUUUUGGCAUAUAUGUUUCCAUAAGGCCUACAUACACACCGAACUAACACAUGCACAGACACACACACGUACAUAAUUACCAUGUAAUCCAGGGUAGCAAAAGAUGUAGGGAUGCUAUUUCCCGUGCAAAUCCCGUGAAAUUCGUCACACGCGCGUGUGACGCCUCUCCUGGCGCCACGGCGUGUUUGUUUAGAUUAGCAACUCUUUAUCAGAGAUCAAACAUGGUUGUUGAAACGGUAAGGUAAAUGGAAUAACGAAACUGCCCCUAAGUGAUGGCGAACGUUUGUUUUUUGUGUGAGUUGCCAGCAUGUCAAAACUAUUUCCUUCAAAACGGGAUGAAGCGUAACGCCCAGACAGAAACCAAAGCAACGUACUUGGCGAGUGACGAGCAGGAGGUGAUCUUAAUUUACUAAAACAAUGUAUGAACCCUUUUAACGAUCCUUACUACAACAAGAUGUACGGUUGUUGCUUCAUCGCUGUGUCUCUGAUCGCUCUGAUCAAGAUUUAACCCCUCCGGAGUAAAUCGAUUUUAAGCUAUACUUCUUUCACACACUGCGCAAAACUAGCUGAUAGUAGCGGGAGCUGAUAUAGGGAAGAAGGAAAAAAGAUAGAGCUACGUUUUAAACGACUUGCAAAAACAGAAACAAGAUCCGUAUAAUCUCACAUAAACAAAAUCACAUCUUUUUAAGAACAAACUUACACCGCUACUGAAAUUCAAAUCCAAAUAUAACCGUUACAAUGCGUUACACUCCGAUACGCGUUACAGUCUAAGUAGCCCGCCAAUUCAGGGGAGUCUAAACCGUUGCUUGUAGUGUACGGAAACGUUGUUCAAUCCAGGAUUAGGCUUAUUAGGUCGGUGGUUUAGUACGGUCUGUGGGUGAAGAGAGUGCCGAAAACCCGAAAAUGAAAAAAAAGUGUGGUUGUGUGGUUUUACUUCUACUACAUUUUCCACCCCGUUGUCACGUGUUACCCCGUACAGCAAAGGCACACCAGCCCAUGCCGUGGAUGAGUGUGUGUGCGUGUGUGCGUGCACAGGGGCUAUGUAAUUCCAUAUUUCGCUUCGGUCGUAGACUAGUGUUCACUAACAAACAAAUACACGGUGAUCGAGAGAGAUAGAGAGAGAACGGUUGGUCGUGAUGACUCCCGUUCACGUUUAGUACAUGUAUGCGCAUGUAUACAUUAGUCAGGUUAAUAGAAUUGCUCAGCUCUGAGUGGACGGAUUGGGACGCGUUUCGGGCGAACUUUCUCACUUUUUCUCUCUCACACUCGAUGGAUGACGCUAUAAAGUCGAACAUUUAAUCUCAUUGGCUAUUGAUACGUGUAAACAGGCAAACAGAAAACAGUUUCAGUAGUACUUGCGGCUAAGCUUAGUGCAAACAAACACACACACAGACACAAAACAGAAAGCAAACCAACCGUUGCUUGAAUUUGACGAACGAAUACGUUUCAUGGGAUAUUUAUCUGUUUGGUAUGUGUUAUUUGUUUCGUUAGAUUUUUUUCAAGAGUAACAAGAGUUUAACAAGAGUUUUAGAUGGUUAACAUAUUCAGCUUUUUUUACUAGACAAGUUAUCAACUUUUUAUUCAAAUUUAAAAGACAUUAUGUUCAUGCAAUACUUCAAAACAAUUGUUCUACUAUACAAUUUAUUUACACAAUAUUUCAUAUUGUCUUUCUCUUUUAUUCGUUAUCUUUCUUUUUUAUUCGUUAAAAACACGACUGCACAUGGCAGUCAGAAAAAGGCAUGAGCACAUAGGACAACUAGUUAUACAUGAGGAGAAAAAAAAACAACAAAACUAUGUACAAGGCGCAAAUGAAGGCUACCGGAACAAAAUGCAAACCAAAACCACACAUGUACACACACUUUGUAGAAGCUUCCGUAUAUAAUCAAUUAAAAACAAAUGUGGGAAAUAAAACUACAGCAUUGUAGCAUUCGCAGCCGGCAGCAAAGAGACGUAACAUGUAAUUCACGAAGAAGAAAAACAAAACAUUAGAAUAUUUGCAAACUGGCUGUUCCAUCAUAGCGUGAAUGAAAACGAUUAAGAAGUAAAAAAAAAAACUUAGAAAGAAAUGUGUGACGAAUGAUGUCCAGAUUUUUUAAUUUAUAAUAAACCAUUUCCAAAUAAAAAAAAAGAAAAUGCA
Molecule: messenger RNA, 8571 nt
Organism: Anopheles merus
Lineage: Eukaryota; Metazoa; Arthropoda; Insecta; Diptera; Culicidae
Gene: DopEcR
Product: G-protein coupled receptor 52
Exons: 7
Coding region: 1891-2904 (337 amino acids)
Biological process (GO): G protein-coupled receptor signaling pathway
Cellular component (GO): membrane
Molecular function (GO): G protein-coupled receptor activity; peptide binding
Source: RefSeq, a predicted model, not a curated record